This is a messenger RNA of Melanaphis sacchari, 1673 nucleotides long. RefSeq lists its product as uncharacterized. The coding region runs from base 185 to 1585 and encodes 466 amino acids. NCBI's taxonomy places the organism in Eukaryota, Metazoa, Arthropoda, Insecta, Hemiptera, Aphididae. The transcript is spliced from 4 exons. The record is from RefSeq and is a predicted model, not a curated record.
GUAGUCAGACAGUAACGCUGCGUGGUCUCACCGAAUAGUGAAUACUGAUUAUAAUUUAUAAGUUAUAAGUUUAUGACCAUGUAAAAACACUAAAAAUUAAAAUGUAAUAUUGUAUUGUCAUUAAUGUUUUUAAAUUUUGUUUCAUUAAUUAUUAAUUACCAACUAUCCAUUAAAGCAUGGUAAAAUGGCAUUAAAUGUUGAGUCUAAUAUUUUUGGUUCAUUUGAGAAUAUAUCAUCUAAAGUUCCAUUUUGGAACAUUGACUUACCUAAAAGUCCAUGGGAUGUAGAUGAUGAUUUAGAAGACUUGGACGUAUUAUGUGAAUUGGUUAGAACUCAAUACUUGAAACAUCUUCAUCAAACAUUGCUCAAUAAUUUAGAUGUUACUAAAAGUUACAAAAAUAAACCUCUUAAUCAGAUUCAACAUUGUGUUGAUAUAUGUAUGGCUGAAUUAGAAAAGCAAGCUUUAAGACGAUGUAUGAUUGCUAGUAUUUAUCGCAAAAGCAUGACUAAUUUGAUUAAUAAAGUCAAGACUUGCACAAAAAAUUCAAUGCUAUAUGAUUUACUUAAGCUUAUUAUUGAGUCAAACAAUCAAAUACCAUUGUGUGAUAAUUUUUUUGGAGCUAAGAAUAUAACAAACAAUUCAAUAGGUAUUGAUGUAAGUGUUAAUACUGAACAAAAAUGUAAUAAAAUAACAUCAACACAGACUGAAGUAUGGACAAAUCCUGAAAAUAAUUUAACUAAUAACUUUCCUGUUAUUAAAGUUAAUACAGAUCUGGUAAAUAAACCUAAUUUAACUCCUAGUUCCUAUAAUGUAAAAUCUAAGAUCUCUGAAUCAAAUAUCUUUAAUAAUUUAAAUUCUUUAUUAAAAUCAUCUUGUUCUUCAAAUUCCUCUUCUGAUGCCUAUAUGGAAGUAAAUUAUAAGUAUGAAUCUUCUGAAUUUGAAAAUGUGCAAAAAAAAAGUGAACAAGAAAAUUCCGCUUCAAAUGAUAUAUUAAGUAUUAAUGCAUUAUUAAGAGAUCUUCAAGAUUCUCCUGAAUAUGAACAACAAUCUCCAAAAUUAGAAGAACGUUUAAUUUCACUAGGGUUAGCAAUUGAAAAUAAUAAAUCUAUAGAGAAUUCAACCGAAUUAACUAAACCAAUUAACAUAAGUCCUAGUGUUAUACGACCUGACAAAAUAAAUGAAAUUCUUAUAGACAAAGUUAAAAGUAAACGAGUAGCCAAAUCAUAUCAAUUACGAAGCAGUAUGAAUGAAUUGCCUCAAAGACUACAAAUAAGACUGAACCAGAAAUUUAAAGACUUGUUUGGAUAUAGUCAUUCUUAUGAAUGUGAUCCAUUGUCUGAAGAAGAAGAACGUAUUAUAGCACAUAAAAGGAUUGUAAAAAUGGUUGUUGAAUUUAUGACACCUUAUUACAAAGCAAAUCGUAUCAAUAGACAGUUGUUUAAAAAUCUUGCUAAAUUAAUCUCUAAGAAUCUUAUGGAUCGAUCAUAUGACCCAGAUGAAAAUACGGUAGCCAAUGGAGUUAAUGAAUUUUUUUCUGGAAAUAGAUGCAUUAAGACAGUUGAAGAUAUCUAUAUCAACAAUUGAAUUAGCUUCAAUACACCAUAAUUAAUCAAUUUAUUUCAAUGGUUAUUUUAUUACGCAGAUUACACAUCUAUGAUUUUCAAUAACUUAA